AUGUCUCGCAAAUCAACUAUGCAGCGAGUCGAGGUUGACGUUCUCGUAUGCGGCAUGGGCCCCACAGGUCUAGGUGCCGCAAAACGUCUCAAUCAAAUUAAUGGCCCUUCGUGGCUCAUUGUCGAUUGUGCAGAUAAGCCAGGCGGUCUUGCUGGGACAGACACUACCCCAGAAGGAUUUCUGUACGAUGUGGGAGGGCAUGUCAUAUUCUCCCACUACAAGUACUUCGACGACUGCAUAGACGAGGCCUUGCCCAAGGAAGAUGACUGGUACACCCACCAGCGAAUUUCCUACGUACGGUACAAAGGACAAUGGGUACCAUAUCCGUUCCAGAACAACAUUUCCAUGUGUCCCAAGGACGAUCAGGUCAUAUUCGUCGAGGGUCUGAUUGAUGCAGCUCUAGAAGCAAGAGUGAGCAAUACCAAGCCCAAGAACUUUGAUGAGUGGAUCGUCCGGCAGAUGGGUGUCGGUAUCGCUGAUGCGUUCAUGCGUCCCUAUAACUACAAGGUAUGGGCCGUGCCUACGACAGACAUGCAGUGUCAAUGGCUUGGAGAGCGUGUCGCUGCACCGAAUGUCAAGCUGGUGACAAGCAAUGUGAUCCAAGGCAAGACAGCUGGCAAUUGGGGACCCAAUGCUACCUUCCGUUUCCCAGCUCGAGAUGGCACGGGCGGUAUCUGGACCGCCGUUGCUGACACCAUACCUGAAGAAAAGAAGCGAUUUGGUAAGAAAGGCUCUAUCAAGGCCGUUAACGCCGACCGAAAGGAAGUACUCAUGGAGGACGGUACGCUAAUCGCCUACAAGCGCUUCGUAAACACCAUGAACGUGGAUCAACUUGCUGACAGAAUGGGCGACGAAAAACUGGCCGGCUUGUGCGAGCAACUCUACUACAGCAGCACCCAUGUCAUCGGUGUUGGCGUUCGAGGAGCGAGACCAGAGCGUAUUGGCGAUAUGUGCUGGCUCUACUUUCCCGAAGACAACUGCCCGUUCUACAGAGCUACUAUCUUCUCGAAUUACUCACCUUACAACCAGCCGCAGAAGGACGUGAAACUUCCUACUCUGUACAAGGCUAACAGUUACGGAAAGGGUGGUUCGGAGCCCAAGGAGGGCCCGUACUGGUCCAUCAUGCUUGAAGUUUCCCAAUCGUCCAAGAAGCCUGUCGACGAAGAGAAUCUGCUUCGGGACUGCGUUCAAGGGUUGAUCAAUACUGAGAUGCUCAGACCUGAAGAUGAGAUUGUAUCGACAUACGUCCGCAAAUUUGAGCAUGGAUAUCCAACUCCGUCACUAGAACGAGACGGUGCAUUGAAGCAGAUCUUACCAUACUUGCAGGAGAAGGGUAUCUACAGCAGAGGCCGAUUUGGUAGCUGGAAAUAUGAGGUCGGUAACCAAGAUCACUCUUUCAUGUUGGGCGUGGAAGCUGUUGAUUCAAUUGUCAAUGGCUCGGUCGAAUUGACCCUCAACUACCCAGACUUCGUCAAUGGUCGACUCAAUACCGAACGACGACUUGUUGAUGGCGCUCAGGCCUUUGCCCAAGAGACAGCUGGAAAGAAAAACGUCGCAGUUGGCCGCCGGAUGACUGGUGGAAAGGCCGACCUAGGUGGACGAGUCGAGACAACGACACCCAUCGCUCACAUACCAGCUGCCACGAUACUUCCCAAUGGUAGCUCCAAAUAG
Lithohypha guttulata is the source of this 1671-nucleotide messenger RNA. RefSeq lists its product as uncharacterized. NCBI's taxonomy places the organism in Eukaryota, Fungi, Ascomycota, Eurotiomycetes, Chaetothyriales, Trichomeriaceae. The record is from RefSeq and is a predicted model, not a curated record. The transcript is spliced from 5 exons. Gene Ontology annotation, molecular function: oxidoreductase activity. Bases 1 to 1671 code for a protein of 556 amino acids.